GCAUUGUGGUACGAAGGUAGUGUCCUAGCAUAGAUCGAGAUUCCAAUCGCGCUCCAGGCGAUUGGAAAUGCAGCAGAUCGUGAGGAAGAAAGGGCGGGGCGGAGGGAGCGGCAAGGCGAUUGCUCCCCAUCCGGAUGAGCUGAUUGGGGUUUCUCCCCCUCCCGUCGAAUCGCAGAAGCCAGGGUCAGGGAGGAAGACGAUCGAUCUGCUAAAGCUCCGCGCCGGGAAGGCGGCGUCAUCGCAGGAGAAAGUGGUGCCCGGGAAGAAGACAAUCGAUUUGCUCAAGCUCCGGGCGGGAAAGGGUCCGCAGGAAAGGUCAAUCUCUCCAGCUCCAGUGCACUGCCAGACAUCCUCGGGGAAGAAGCCAGCGCCAGUAGGGAAGUGUGUGAAGCCAGAGAGUGUGGGAAGCACAACGAAAGAGGAGACUGGUAGCACUGUGAGCAGCAGCGUUGAGCCUAAGCAGUGUUCUCCAGAGACUGGACUACAAGGAGAAGUAGUGAAGGAAGAAUCUCACAAGCAGGAAGGUGGAGGUGGUCUCUUCUCAGUCGAGCUACACACAAGGCUUUCGUUGCUGGAAGAUCGAGUCACGCAGUUGGCGAGCGAGCUCAGAGAUACAAAGCAGCUCCUUCACGCGAGUCAUCCUAUGAGCAACCAGGUUCUCACAGAUAUCCAGAGCAAGAUUUCCAACAUUGAGAAGGUAAUUGUGUCCCGUGGAAUCGAGGGGGGGAGGAGGGAGCUCACGACGAGUUGUGGGCUUUCCCAGGAAUCUACGAUAGUUACUUUGGAGGAGAAGUCAGACUCGGAGGGCAGGAAAUCCAACACGGUGUCCGUGCACGAGAGUUUGCUGACGGUUGCCGACGAGUUUCUGGCUUCCUUGAAGUGCUCUCAAGCUGCAAAGGUCCCUUCCACGUCCAUAGAAGUGAAAGCACUGCCCUUGCUCCGUUGUGGGAACGACAGUAGUGUGGAAAAGAGCUGCGUGGCUUCUACUAUACGCACUGGGACUUCGGAGAAGAGGCGACGGCAUUCACUAAGUGACAAUCGCUCCUCCGGCAGCUACAAAAGCGCAAACACGUCUGCCUCGGACGUGGCUUUUGAGGCUCUGGUGGGUCUUGAAUGUGAUGAAGUCCUGUCGGAAGAUGUUACCGAGGACCAGGAGAAUGCGGUACCCGCGGUGAAUGUUUCUGCUUUGGAACUGCCAGUAGACGACACGGAGCCGGAACUUUGUCAGCUCGGAAGUAAAUCUGUGCUGGCGGGAUGGUUUGUCUACGAAGCAGAGGGAAUGCUUUUGGCACACGAUGAUGGUAGCUGCUCGUUCUACGAUGUUGCUAAUAUGGAGGAGAAAUCUCAGUACAAACUACCUGAAGAACUAGUCCCUUCGACUUGGCGAGAUUGCUGGCUUAUCAGAGCCGCAGGAAUGGAUGGUCGCUCGUGUAAAUACGUAGUGGCAGCUUCUGCUGGCACUGCAGUUGAUCCGGCAUUUUGUUCGUGGAACUUCUACGAAAAAACUGUAGCUGCGUAUCGUUCCGAGACCCCAUCUUGGCCGACGACACCCCAUAGCAACAGAAGCUCGAGUCCAGAAUCUAGACGCUCUUCAAAGGAUACUUCGUCCCUGGGAUCAGGCUCCACUCAAGGCCACAGGUUUUCCGAAUCCAAGGGAGAGCUGGACUUCCCUUUAUGGUGGUACACACCUUGUGGUCCUCUUAUAGCUUGUGGAGGCAGUGGGCUGAAGACACUUACGCUCUACGACAUUCGAGAUGGUGAUCGUGUCAUGAAUUGGGAUUCAAAGAGAUGCCUGUCAUCAACUAUGAGCUACAGUUCGCCGCUACAGUGGAGGAGCAGGGGUACUCUAAUCGCCGUGGAAGAUAAAGUCGUCACUGCAUGGGACGUGUCCAAUGCAGAAGCUCAGUGCGUCCACACCAUCGACUUAGCCGGCAAUGCUCCUCGAGCUGUUCAUAUAUACAACAUCGAUGGCGAGUGCAAUGGCGGCGUCAGACAAAGGAUUAACUCUAAGAACAUUGAUGGAAUCGUCGGAGUCGUUGCGACUCAAGAAGCUGUGAGCAUCCUCGACUUUCGGGUCCCUUCAGGAAUUGCUGUGAAGAUUCCAACGCUUGGUCAGGACGUUCACUCCCUGUACGCUCACGGCGAAGCAGUCUACGCGGCAGGCACGAUCAAGUCGAAGUGUACCAUCCAGCAAUGGUCUAUACGCAAAGGCCAGCCAAUGAUGCUCUACACGCUUCCAAAGUCGGUUUCUUCUCAUCAUCUACACACGCAAAUAUCUCAAGUUUGGGGAGACAAAAGCUCGGUCAUGGCUGUCAACGGGAACGGCUUGUUCGUGUUCGAUGCAUCGACUGGCGGAGCUUGCGGACCGGCAGUCAUUGGCAGCGAUGAUUUGUACUGUCCAACUUUCGACUACUCGGGUUCCAAGGUGUUGCUCAUCUCCAGGGACCGGCCUGCGUGCUGGCAAUAUUGGCCGACAACACCCCUGUGGAAUCUCUCAUGGUAACUCGAUAACGUUUCCAUCUUGCCUUGACUCCGUUUUUUACUUUCGAGUGCUCACAGAUUUCUUCUACUCGUAUGCUUAUUCACAAGUAAGUUUCUCUUGAUUCAAGCUCUGUGUAGCCAUGCUAAUAAGUUUUGCUUGUAUGCUACAGGAAUCCUCCCCACGACCGCAAGAAAGGAAAAGCUGAUAGAACAAAUCUCCAGAACAAGGAAAUGUCCUUCCUCCUUUGGAGCCUUCGCAUCCGUGCCUUUGCUACUCUUCUGGUACGUCGAAACUGCAGCUUUCUAUCAUUUUCCAGCUCAAUCCAUCCAUCCAUACUUCCCUGUUCUUCCUUGCUGUCGUUCGAGAUGUCCCAGGAGCUAACACCACCAAUCUCAUCGUCGCUCGUAUUGCCAUCUCUAGUUCUUCGAUCGCUGGUGUACGUGCUAUCCAUCCCUCUAUAUUUUUGAUCCAUUUCUCCAUCUAGAUCCACCUCUUUACCACCUCUUUUAUAUGUUCUAUAGCUCUGAGAUCGCUCUCCAUCUCUAUAUCUUCGAUCCAUCCCUCCAUUUCCAUAUCUUGGAUCCAUUUCUUCGUCUCGAUCCAUCUCUUUCUCUCUAGUCCUCGAUCUUUGAUAGCGGCGACGCGCAGGACCUGCAAACCUCGAUCGAUAUCUUGCUCGAAAUCUGGAUCGAGAUCUUGAGAACGAGCUCGUCACGUCCACAGCAAAUCUGAAAGCCCGCUGGACCAGUGGAGGUAGAGCAAGAACCAUUGUGAGAGCCAUGGGGUGAUUGAUCAGCCAUGGAACUGCUAUGAACGCCACUGGUAGUCCAAUUCCAAACAGACCAAGCACCUAAGAUCAAAACCAUAGCAUCAAAAUCUCAAAAAAAGGAAAAUCUUUGUUCUUAACUUACUGCUCUAAAAUCCAUUUGGUCUUCAUCCUC
Molecule: messenger RNA, 3423 nt
Organism: Selaginella moellendorffii
Lineage: Eukaryota; Viridiplantae; Streptophyta; Lycopodiopsida; Selaginellales; Selaginellaceae
Product: KIN14B-interacting protein At4g14310-like
Exons: 3
Coding region: 68-2503 (811 amino acids)
Source: RefSeq, a predicted model, not a curated record